GGGGCGGAUCUGGAGGGGUCUGACUAGGUGCGGGCCCGUGGGCUCCAGACAAAUAAACAUGGAGUCCAUCUUCCACGAGAAAGUAGUUGCAUCUUUCUGGAUCUGGAGGCCAAGCUUUCUUAUUCAGUAUUAAGACUGGACUGGAAUUAUUUUGUGCGGUCGCCUAGUCUGUUUUGAUUUCUUAGUUGACCACGAACUCGAAGAUACUAUUUGUGUGGCCUGUGAAGAAACUCGUCUUUUCUCACGUACAAUUAAUCAAGUCAUUUGGGCCAAGAAGGCUCACUCUGUGCUCAGCAUUGCUUGAAUAAUCUGUUGCAAGGAGAAUAUUUCAGCCCUGUGGAAUUAUCUUCAAUUGCACAUCAGCUUGAUGAAGAAGAGAGGAUGAGGAUGGCAGAAGGAGGAGUUACCAGUGAAGACUAUCGCACGUUUUUACAGCAGCCUUCUGGAAAUAUGGAUGACAGUGGUUUUUUCUCUAUUCAAGUGAUAAGCAAUGCCUUAAAAGUUUGGGGUUUAGAACUAAUCCUGUUCAACAGUCCGGAGUACCAGAGGCUCAGAGUCGAUCCCAUAAAUGAAAGAUCAUUUAUAUGCAAUUAUAAAGAACACUGGUUUACAGUUAGAAAAUUAGGAAAACAGUGGUUCAACUUGAAUUCUCUCUUGACGGGUCCAGAAUUAAUAUCAGACACAUACCUUGCACUUUUCUUGGCUCAGUUACAACAGGAAGGUUAUUCUAUAUUUGUUGUUAAGGGUGACCUGCCAGAUUGUGAAGCUGACCAACUCCUGCAAAUGAUCAGGGUCCAACAGAUGCAUCGACCAAAACUUAUUGGAGAAGAAUUAGCACAAUUAAAAGAACAGAGAGUCCAAAAAACAGAUCUAGAACAAGUCUCAGAAGCAAAUGAUGGGUCAGGCAUGUUAGACGAAGAUGAGGAAGAUUUGCAGAGGGCUUUGGCACUAAGUCGCCAAGAAAUUGACAUGGAAGACGAAGAAGCAGAUCUCCGCAGGGCUAUUCAGCUCAGUAUGCAAGGUACUUCCAGAAAUACAUCUCAGGAUAUUCUACAAACAUCAAGUACACCUCUUACUUCAGAAGAGCUACGGAAGAGAAGAGAAGCCUACUUUGAAAAGCAGCAGCAGCGGGACCCGCCAGGACAGCCUUCACACCCAUGUGAAAAGCCAACAACAAGUUCAGGGGCCCUCAGCGGUGAUCCAGGGGAUCCUAUGAGUGAAGAAGACAUGCUUCAGGCAGCUGUGACCAUGUCAUUAGAAACUGUUAGAAAUAAUUUCAUAACAGAAGGAAAAAAAUAAUACCUUUUACAAAUCAUUUAGAUAUUCAUACUUUCCAACAUUAUCCUUUGUGAUUAUAGCGUAAGGGUCCAUUUUCGUAAUGUCAAAGAGAAUAAUGUUCCACAGAGGAAAUAAGGCUCUUAGGUGGUUUGCAACAAAAAAGAUGAGAAAACGGGAAAAUGUAUCAGUUGUAGGACUAAAUAAUGAUCUUCCAAACACUAGCCAAAGAGGCAUUUAGCAAUUAAAGAAAUUUAAAAUAGUUUUCUAAAUGUUCCUUUUUCUUUUUUGAGUGUGCAAUAUCAAACAUAUCUAAAAUUAGGGCAUUUUUCUUGAAUCUUUUUACAGACCAACUAAUUAGCUCUUGCCACAGAACUUUUCCCAUACAUUGUGUUUUCUUUGCCUCCCUUCUUGGUAGGUAAUUUGGCUCACUUUUGUCACCUAACAGUUGCUUUUAUUUCUCAUGACCUGUUUAGGUUAGUGUAUCUUCCCUGUUGAUAAUAGUAACGGUUCCAUGUUCUCCCUCCAGCUGUGUAUUGUGCACUUGGAUGUUUCUCGUGUUAUUUUCUCUGCUACUUGGGUCUCAUUUUUUUACAACUCUUAUGAAAAGAUGGUAAUCUUUCUGAGGUUUUGCUUUUUAAGCCUCUAAAGAUGGGAUCAUUAUUUCAUGGUUCUGGUGCAUUUAUCAAACUCUGAAAUCAGCCCUGCACAAGUAUUUGAGAAUAAAUGAGAAUUUUUUAAAUGUGUGGGCACAUCCUUUCCCAGAUGCUUUAUGAAUAUCUUCUUAGUUAUGUCAGAACUUCACAGCUUUAUUGUAACCCUCUUCCCUGCACCUAUUCCCUUUCUUCUCCAGCUGAGAAAAAGAGGAGAAGCAUAGUAUGCAAGCAAGUUUCCUUCUGAGACUUAACAUAUGAUACCCACCAUGAAUGUAUGAAAGACAAAAUUUGGCCUUCAAUUUUAGUAGCAGUUUCAUUUUAUUUUUCCUCUUGCGACUGGGGCUGUCCAUUCUGUUGACAGUUGAGUCAUGGAAUGUAGAUGUCUGCUUCUGCUGUCCAUCUUUUAGUAGGUAUAGGUUGCUGGAGAUGAUGAACAUGAAAAUAAUUUCCUAACAAAAACAUAUAAAUUUAUACAGUGAUUCGGCAUUUGCAUUAUGUAUAGCUUAAGAAUUAUAGAAGUCACACAGUACUUGAUGUGUCUGUAAAUAAGAAAGUCUUUAGUUUUGAUAAACCUUCUUUAAUUGGGAUGCAUAGAGAGUUUCUUGCUGGGUCAGAAGUGAGAUGAUUUAGGUUAAAUUAACCAUGUCUCUGAAAUGGGCAGUUUAGAUUCUGUCACUUAUUCCCUAUCCCUCUUUCUCCGUCCCAUCUUGAAGCCCUUUUGAAUGUUGAAUUGUUCAUAAGCUAAAAUUUAAGAAAUUUCAGCCAACAAUUCAGAAAAUUAAAGUAUGGUGUGUUGCCAUACCUGGUGUAUGGCUGCAUGCAUUUUAUCAGGGAAAUUUUGAUGUAGGAUUUAUUGCUGAGUUGAGAAGAGAUGAGAAAAUGCCUUUUAUGAUUACAAAAUAGCUUUUUUUGGAUAGAGACAUAUUUUUAGUCACUAUUUUGUGCCAAAUAAACUUUUCUGCUAUUUCCCUUACGUAAAAUUAGACAGUUUUACUUUAAAAUCUAAAGUUUUCUUUUGACAAUUGAAAAUGUUUCAGAAUUGUAAAACUUUUGAACUUCAAGGCAUGUUAGAGUUUAGUGCUAUUCCCUCAAGAUUUACAAUUCAAAAUAUUUUAAGACUGCACAUCUCUAAUUAUUUUCCAUAGAUAUUUGACUUACCUUUUCCCAUUGAAAAGUUAUAUUAAAUUUUUCAUACAUUUGAAUUGAUGAGCUACCAAAUAUAAAAAUGAGAAAGUGAAUGUGCAUUUGAAAGUUUUAACCUUGGGAGUUUCUAUAUAAAGUUGUUAUACACCCUUGUUAAAGCACUUAAGGGAAUAUGGGAUAUUGCCUUCAUUUGUUAGGGAUUUUUUUAAAGCAGAGCUGAGCACACACUGGAUAUAUUUGAAGGUGUUUAUUUAGUUUGUUGUGGUAUGUUACAUAUGGGUAGGCAGAUCCCUAAUUACUAGUGAACUGCCAUCUUGUUAGGAUUGGCUUAUAUUUAAUUGAACAUGUAUAUUAUAUUUCUUAAUUGAUUGUCCAGUAUAAAAAGAUGCCAGUGCUCAUAACCACAGUAUCAGAAAAUUUGAAACUUAACACAAAGCUAUAGUUUACACAUCAGGAACUGCUGUUUACGUAAAACACCUGCAAGAAAGAAACAACAAAACUCACAACUGUCCUGCUAAGAACCUUGUGUAAAGAUUUCCAUUCUGUUUUACCAAUUGGGAACACUUUAAUGUUUAAUAUUUAAACUAUUGGUAUCAUUUUUCUAAUGUAUAAUUUGUAUUACCAGGAUAAAAUAUAUACAGUGGUGAUGCUAAUGUUAAAGUUUAAACAAACUUUGGAAAUACCACUUUAAAUUAAUUUUGAGAUAUCAUAGGUUUAAUAAGUGGUUAUGUUUUAAAAACUCAGAACAGUUAACCUCUGAUCUAAAACCAUCGAUAAACAUGUUUACAGUAACAUACAAAUAUUUCAGUAAUGUAAAUUGAAAAGAUUGCUGCAGGUAAACUAUAGUUCAACCUUAAGAUCUUGUAAUUUACAAUUCACAGAGUAUUUAAGAAGGUGCUUUUUUUUUUCAUUAAAAAUUUAUUUUUCCUAAGACUUUAUUCAUGCCAAAGUUAAUGAGGAAAAAAGCUCAAAACUGGUUGAGGAUCAUUAUAGGCAAAACUACCAAUACUCUAUAUUACUUUAUUUAAUAUUAAGUUUAAUAAAGUAAAUUUUAUUCCUGUCAGAGCCUAAAUCACAUUUUUAAUGUCUGCAUGUUUGAUACUAUUUUUAAAUAUCAUGCUAGUGCCAAGAUUUACUAAAUGUUUUUAAAUUGACCCAUUGGACCUGUGCAAAUUUAAAAGAUAUAGUGCAUAAGCAAAAUAUAAUGAUUAGUGAGAUAUCUUCAGUUGAAACAUAUUUCUUGAUGUUUUAAAUUCUUAAGAGGAGUCAAUAAUUAGUACUGAUGACUUCCUGUUAAAAAUUUUGUCUGCAAUUGGAGAGCCCUGCAGCGCUAUUUUUAAAGUAAACUGUUCUUCUAUGUGGGCCCUGACAAGUACAGAGAUGUUAUAUAUGUGAUUUUAAUUAAGAAAAACCAGAUUGGAUCAAUUUAUCAUUUCAGCAGUGUAAAUCGCUUUUCAUAUUUUUUAAAUAAAAACUUUCCUUCAUUCCUGGUCCCUUUAUAACCAGCAUUUUUUGUGAAGGAAAUGAACAGCUUAUAUUGUAUAUUAAAGUCUUAUACAUCAAUAUUUUUGUUGCAUUGUUCUUCCAUGAAUGAAAAUAAUGUUGACAUGGUUUGAUAAUUUUUGAAUUGAUUUUUUUUAAUUUGAAGAAAACCUUUGCUAUUUUUAUUUUUUUCUAAAAUGGUCUGGCAUUUUAAGAACUAGUGCUAGUAACAUUUCUAAAUUUACAGUAAUUGGCAUGCAUGUGUAAUAAUAGUGCAUCAAUAAAUAUUUUUAGACUAUGGAUUCAUAGACAAGGAGUGGGAAGCAGUAGUGAAAUAUAUAUGAGAACUACUGAUUUGUUUAGGAAGUAUUUCAGUUGCCUCUUGCAUAAUUCAAAGGUGAAUGUUUCCAGGAGUUUUUUUUUUAAUACUUUUUUUUGGAAAGAGGAAACCUUACAACUUAUAUUUGAAUGUGAUUGUCUAAUUUCUACAACACUGGACUACUGGAAAUAAUUUUUUUAAAGUCACUUCUGUAUAAAAAAAUUAUUUGAAAUUGAAAUACAAAAAACAUCUUAAAUAAAAAGAUUAUCUUUUGGCCAUGACACAAGUACACUGUGACAGUGCGGUCUGCUCAGGACCCAGCUCUGCAGCCCUUGUGUGUGCGCCCUUCUGAAUUUUGUUACUGUUAGACACACAGGACUCCUGUCUUGUCCUUGGAAAAGCCGGGCUUCCAAAGCACUGUUGAACACUGACAAUGGAGAUGUUCGAUGAGUCGUAUUUUAAAUAUAAAAGAUUAUUAAAGAUGUUUGCUUUUUUA
Molecule: messenger RNA, 5371 nt
Organism: Manis pentadactyla (Chinese pangolin)
Lineage: Eukaryota; Metazoa; Chordata; Mammalia; Pholidota; Manidae
Gene: ATXN3
Product: ataxin 3
Exons: 12
Coding region: 382-1299 (305 amino acids)
Biological process (GO): protein deubiquitination
Cellular component (GO): nucleus
Molecular function (GO): cysteine-type deubiquitinase activity
Source: RefSeq, a predicted model, not a curated record